AUGCUCUUAUACGCUCCCCAAGCCACUCGUCUCCUCCUGAACAGCACGGAGGUCAGCUCGUUCAUCAUGUUCAAUUACACCCAGAUAAAGAUAAAUGUAGCUGGUGCAUUCGGAUAUGUUCGUUCUGUUGAGCGUGAAUGGAGCAUCCGAAACCCAUCCGUUGCGCAUGAAAAUCGUCUUUUGCAGAUUCAGCUGAAAACAGAUGCAUCCACAUGUUUCAUCGAAUUAGGUCAGCAUUCGUUCCGCUGGCUGAUGCUAGGUGUUAUCAGUACGAUGUCAUCAGCAAAGCGCAAAUGGUGUGCUGUCGACCAUCAACCUUCACUCCCAUGUCGUCCUAUUCAAACUUUCGCAUUGCGUUCUCGAUGGUGGUUGUGA
Messenger RNA from Necator americanus (New World hookworm), 375 nucleotides. RefSeq lists its product as uncharacterized. The coding region runs from base 1 to 375 and encodes 124 amino acids. NCBI's taxonomy places the organism in Eukaryota, Metazoa, Nematoda, Chromadorea, Rhabditida, Ancylostomatidae. The transcript has a single exon. The record is from RefSeq and is a predicted model, not a curated record.